CGCCAUCCGCGAUCCCGUUUCGCGCUCGCGGUCAUCUGGUGCAGGUUUUGUGUCAAGUGCUUUACCAUUCAUUAGGUGGAUGCUCCCGAGUCAAGAUGCGCGCACUGAUAGCAGCACUAGGAACGGUGAUCCUCUCCCAACUGGCAGGAGCCUACUAUGACUCGGAUCUCGAGUACAAAGCACCCUGCGACCACGCGCCUGGAUACCCAGCCCCGGCAGUCCCCGCAGCAACGAAGCCAUUGAGCGCCUACCCUGUGGUCCCAUCCCGCCCCCCGGUCUACCCCGUCCCGGCAAGACCCUACAAACACGGCUACGCUAAACCGGUAGCCCUCGCCGCGGCCGUGCCGGCCAUCAAGACCGUCCCUGCGCUCUCCUCCCACGGCGGCUACGUCUCCCCGGUGCCCGUCCUCAGCUACGCCGCCGCCAUCCCCGCCGUCGUCGGCAGGCCCAACCCCAGCCUCGUCCACCCGCAGUACACGCUCGCGGCGCGGCUCGACCCGAGCAAAGUCCACUACACCCCCGCGCCUUCGGACUACGACCUAGUCAAACCGCAGUACGCGCAUGUAUCACACGCUGCGUACGGAGUAGUUAGCCCGCAGUACCUGUCGCACGCUCCUGCUGCUCACGGAGUAGUCAGCCCGCAGUACGUGUCGCACGCUCCUGCCGCGCAUGGAGUAGUCAGCCAACAGUACGUGUCGCACGCUCCUGCCGCGCAUGGAGUAGUCAGCCCGCAGUACGUGUCGCAUGCUCCUGCUGUUCACGGAGUAGUCAGCGCGCAGUACGUGUCGCAUGCUCCUGCUGCUCACGGAGUCGUCAGCUCGCAAUACGCAAAAGUUGACUGCGCUGAGGAUAAGGUGGCGUACGCUACUCAUGCUCACGAAACCGUCGGAGCUCUGGCUUAUGCUAAGUCGGGCUACGUCUCCGGGUCCCAUCUGACGGGCUACAGCUCGGGUGGCUACGGGCCUGUCGAACCGGCGUAUCCGGCUUAUCGACAACCAGUGGCGGCUUAUCAACGUCCGGUGGCCGCUUAUCAACCAGCAGUGGCGGCUUAUGCUCCUGUGGCAGCAACCCCUGCACCUGCUUAUCACGCGCCUGCCCCUCUGAAGUAUGUAACUGCUGUGCCAGCAGCACCUCUGCCGGCUGAGCCGCUUGCGCCUGUCAAAGGAGCCCACAAAUAUGUCAAAGAUUAUGACGCGCAUCCACGCUACGCGUUCGAGUACUCGGUCUCCGAUCCCUCCACCGGCGACAACAAGCAACAACACGAGGAGCGGGACGGGGAGGUUGUGAAAGGGGAGUACAGCCUGGUGGAGCCCGACGGUUCCGUCCGAAAAGUGGACUACUACGCCGACUGGGACACAGGAUUCCACGCUACCGUCUCUAAAACCCCUUCGGCGCAUCCUUGAGCAUCGUAAUUUCAAACAAAUCCUCGCUCCUCUGACAUAAGGGCGUAUCUCUAAAGCCUGUGUCACACUAUCAAAGCUAGCCAUCAAAAUAUCAAGGUCAGGUGUUGUGAUUGGCUUAUUCGAUGACUUGGACCAAUCACAGCACUUGACCUUGACAUUUUGAUUGAGUAUUUUGAUAGUGUGACACGGGCUUAUUUCCGCAUGAGCCCCGAAAAUCAUAGAGUUAAACGGAGAACAGGACUCACGUGGAAAUCGAUAUACGCCCUUACGUCAGAGGAGCGACGAAAUUUGCGCGCACUUUCCCACAGACCGAGUCGACACAUUUCGCUAAAAAAUAGACGAUGAGCCUUUCAGAUAAGCGGCAACCAAAGUCUUGACUAAGCAAAUUUAAAACCAGUCAAUGGCGAGGACUUUAACUGUUACGAGCAACCAAUUAAAAAAAAAAAAAAAAAACCUUUAUUGAUGGGAAAAUAAGAAGCCUGAAAUUAUAAUGUACUUGCAUAAUUGCUCAAAAUAUUUUUUGAAAAUUUUUCCACAGUAAUUAUGAGAUCUUGUUGUUUGCAAACAUAUCAUCCUUUCUUUGCCGAUUUUUUUUUUCCAGUGAACCCAAUCAUUCUAAUGAAUCAUUUCGUCUUUCUUCCAUGCGAAAAUGAAUCUAUGUUAUAAGCACGUCUUCUCCUGUGGAGUAAGAAACUGUAAAUAACGUUUAAUGGAAUAGCUUUUUUUGAAAUAAAUGAUAUGCCAUUUUUUCCAAACAACACAGUUCAAUUUUAAACGAGUUCACAUCAAAAUCUGAGAAAAAUCAGAUUGUACAGAGACAAGAAAACUAAAGUUUAACAGUUUUUUUCCUCGCAUGUAUUGCAAAAAUAACUUCCUGUAUCACAGCAUGCAAUCAUCAUUAAAGACGGUUUGAAAGACGUUAUGAAUCUUUGUAGAUAAGUGUACUUGGAUACCUAUUUAAAUGUGUGUCAUUCUUUUUACAUAAUUGGAAGGGAACUGUUUAUUCUUGUUUUUUUAUUUUUAGAAUGUCUUGAAAAAUUUAAAUCUAGAUGAUUUAGUCGGUGGGGUGGGUGUGACGAAAAUAAUUGGGCAUGUUCAUUCAUCAACUCAUCGUCUCGUGAUACAAAAUUUUUAUAAUGUUAAUUACUUAUCCAUAAAAGGAAGCUGGAGUAAUCCACUGAUCCAGUUUGUUUCUUUGUUGGGUGGGUUUUUCUUUCUUUUUUCUUUUCCCUGUUAUUCUCUUUCAACUACCUCCAGUGAAUGUAUUUUUUUUUUUGCGUAGUAGCGUCCAACCCUGUCAGUCAAGGGGGUUAAACUUUCUGUUAAUAUUAUAGUAUAGAAAGUGAUUCAAGAUUAAAUUCGAAGAUUUCAAGAGGUGACUCUUUAAGUUAUUAAAAUAAUAUUUCCCGGUAUAGGGUGGGCGGUAUCACAUUUUUCUGAAACCGCAUUUCCUCAGAAUUAUAACCCUUACCCCCAAUGUCGAAUUUUUGUCGAGCAUUUCCGUUGCGUUUAUGGAACAAAUUAUUUAAAAAUGAACGUCCGGAGGAUAACCUAUGGAACACUCAUUGUGUGAAGAAAUGAGGAAUUUAAUUGAUGUUUUUGGUGGGACAUUGAUUAUAUGAGCACGGUUGUUCGGCACUCAAAAUAUUCCAUGUCUAUCCAUCGAGAGGCACUUGAUCCCCCCCCCCCCCCCGCUGUAAAUACGUCUGGGUACCGCUGUUCUAGUUUAACCCGUAAACGCAAAAUAAGAAAAACAAUUUUUUUCUCUCAAACUUUAGGGGACAGUGUCUUCGAGGGGAAGUAGCUUUAGAAAAUGAAAUACUUACUGAUAAAAAAGAAAAAAACAUUAUUUCAUUCCGCAAGCAUUGACUUUUCAAGCCACGUCGAUUAAUCUUGAAUCACCCUGUAUUCAAAUACUAACUUGUCAUAAAUGUUGUAGUGAGUGAAGAAAAUUAACCGCAGAGUUACGUUUCAGAGUUACCUCCGUAUGAGAAACUUUCUGUCAUAAGUACUCCGAUACGGAUAAGUAUUCAUUAAGCCUUUAAAAAUUAGUUGAUCUCUAUUCUUUGUACGUUCGUUAACAAUAUUGGCAUCCUCGUCCCCCUUUUUUAACGAUACGGCAUUUUACUACGCCCGUACCUACGUCUAAUUUUAUCACUGCCAUUUUCUUCUACCAUUAAUUCAAUUUAUUAUGUUACCGAACUUUUGUGAUAAACAGCAAUUAAACAAAUUAUUUAGUAAAA
This is a messenger RNA of Bemisia tabaci, 3646 nucleotides long. Lineage: Eukaryota; Metazoa; Arthropoda; Insecta; Hemiptera; Aleyrodidae. The record is from RefSeq and is a predicted model, not a curated record.